This is a messenger RNA of Dendrobium catenatum, 2112 nucleotides long. RefSeq names its product replication protein A 70 kDa DNA-binding subunit B. Bases 169 to 1983 code for a protein of 604 amino acids. The record is from RefSeq and is a predicted model, not a curated record. Lineage: Eukaryota; Viridiplantae; Streptophyta; Magnoliopsida; Asparagales; Orchidaceae. Gene Ontology annotation, biological process: nucleotide-excision repair; double-strand break repair via homologous recombination; DNA replication. The transcript has 12 exons. Gene Ontology annotation, cellular component: nucleus; DNA replication factor A complex. Gene Ontology annotation, molecular function: single-stranded telomeric DNA binding; damaged DNA binding.
CCCGCGGGAGGAGACCCAAACCCAAAGCAUCUCCUUUUCCCGCCAAAAUAACCUAUUUGACUGUACAUCCGCUCUCUUUUCCUUCAAAUUCAGUACGUCUCCCUCUCUAAAUCACUCCAAGCCUCUGCAAUUCUUCCAUCUUUCGCUUUUUGGAUCAACGCCGAAGCGAUGGCGAAGACGGUGACGCCCGGAGCAAUCGCGAUGCUACUUUCCAACCCUUCUCCAGAUUCCACCUCAGAGAUUGCGGAGAUCAUCGUGCAAGUCGUCGAUCUGAAGCCUAUUGGUAGCAGCACCACCCGCUUCACCUUCAUGGCUAGCGAUGGCAAGAUGAAGAUCAAGGCCAUGCUACCUACCCAUCUUUCCUCUGAAGUCAAUUCUGGAAAACUUCAGAAUCUUGGCCUCAUUCGCAUUCUGGAUUACACAUGCAAUACCAUCCCCAACCAAACUGAUAAGGCUUUGAUUGUGACAAAAUGUGAAGUUGUUUCUCCUGCACUUGACUGCGAGAUCAAAUCUGAAGCAGAGGAGACAGCAACACUGUUAAAGCCUAAAGAGGAAUCAGUGCCAAAAUCUGCUGCACAAAUUGUUUAUGAGCAGCGUAUUAAUGCUGCUCCGGCUGCUCGAUUGUCAAUGACUAGAAGGGUUCAUCCUCUUUGUUCCUUGAAUCCUUAUCAAGGCAACUGGACCAUAAAAGUAAGAGUAACGAAUAAAGGCAAUCUACGAACAUAUAAGAAUGCCAAAGGCGAAGGUCAAGUCUUUAAUGUAGAACUGACAGAUGAAGAUGGUACCCAAAUCCAGGCUACAAUGUUUAAUGAAGCUGCAAAGAAGUUCUACCCAAAGUUUGAGCUUGGCAAAGUAUACUACAUUUCGAAAGGAACUCUGAGGCUAGCAAACAGGCAGUUUAAAACGGUUCAAAAUGAUUAUGAGAUGAACUUAAAUGAAAAUUCUAUAGUUGAAGAGGCACAAGGAGAGGGAGCUUUUAUUCCAGAAACCAAAUAUAACUUUGUGAAGAUUGACCAAGUAGGAUCUUAUGUUAAUGGCAGGGAGGUUAUAGAUGUUAUCGGUGUGGUUCAGAAUGUUUCUCCAACUGUAAGUGUUCGAAGGAAAAUCAAUAAUGAAACGAUUCCUAAGCGGGACAUAACUAUUGCAGAUGACUCAAACAUGACAGUUGUUGUGUCUUUAUGGAACGAUCUUGCUACUACUCUUGGUCAGGAAUUACUGGAAUUAGUUGACACGGCACCCGUUGUAGCUAUUAAAGCACUCAAAGUUGGAGACUUUCAAGGUGUUUCUUUGUCAACGCUGAGCAAAAGCACCCUGCAAAUUAAUCCAGAUUUGCCCGAGACAAAAGUGCUUAGAUCUUGGUAUGAUUCCAAAGGCAAAGAUGUAACAAUGGCACCAAUAGCCUCCACUUUGAGUUCCAUCUCAACGAAAACUGGACAGAGAUCUAUGUACUCCGAUAGAGUUUACUUAUCUCACAUCACUAAUGAUCAAACAUUGGGCCAGGAGAAGCCCGUCUUCUUUAGCAUAAAGGCUUAUGUCAGCUUGAUCAGGCCAGAUCAGGCUAUGUGGUAUCGUGCUUGCAAGGCCUGCAACAAGAAGGUUACAGAAGCUGUUGGAUCUGGAUAUUGGUGUGAAGCAUGUCAGAAGAAUGACGACCAAUGCUCUUUAAGAUAUAUAAUGGUGAUGAAGGUUUCAGAUUCAUCUGGUGAAGCUUGGGUUUCUGUUUUCAAUGAGCAUGCAGAGAAAAUCAUUGGAUGCUCUGCUGAUGAACUUUACAGGAUAAAGUCUGAGGAGGGAGAGGAGAAAUUUCAGCUCAAGCUAAAAGAAGCAACAUGGAUUCCUCAUCUUUUCAGGGUAAGCGUCUCAUUAUCGGAGUAUAUGAAUGAGAGGAGGCAAAGGAUAACCGUGAGAGCUCAAGCACCUAUUGAUUGCUCCGCUGAAAUGAGAUAUAUGCUGGAAGAAAUCUCAAAGAUUUCAAUCUCUUAACUUUUUAUGCUGAAGCCAUCAAAUUAACAUAAUACUAUCGCUCUUUGAUGGAAAAUUGCUAUUUAGCCGUUUUGGUUUAACUUAAUUAUGAACUCUAUUACCAUUUAUUGUAAUAUAUUUUCUGGAGAA